This is a messenger RNA of Chenopodium quinoa (quinoa), 822 nucleotides long. RefSeq lists its product as uncharacterized. The transcript is spliced from 2 exons. The record is from RefSeq and is a predicted model, not a curated record. NCBI's taxonomy places the organism in Eukaryota, Viridiplantae, Streptophyta, Magnoliopsida, Caryophyllales, Amaranthaceae. Bases 1 to 822 code for a protein of 273 amino acids.
AUGGCAUCACAAUCUGUACCGACUAAUAGUGACAAGCGUCCUGAGGACGACUGCCAAGAAGACGAGCCUCAUGUUUCUUCUAAUCAGGACACUGAGCCUCAAGUUGAGACUUACACGGCCCCAGACGGGUCCUUGAGGGCUCGACGCACUACCCCUCGUGAAAGGCAGGAACGGAAGACGACUCUUGAUCUAGGAGCCGUCCAGCAGGGAGAAAAGGAGGGAUUACGCUCCUACAUAAAGAGAUUCAAUCUGAUGAGGAUACAAAUACCCAACCUUCCGGAUGAAGUAGCCUAUACUGAUUUCUUCAAGGGAUUGAAAGACGGGUCGAACUUCAAAUUCGAUUUAGUCAGAAAAAGAGUGGCUACUCUCCAAGAGGCAAUGAUGGAGGCUGAGACCUACAUACAGGCAGUCGACCUCUGUCACAUGGGAAAGCAAGGGGACCAGAAAAGGUCCGAGAAAAAGGAGGGUCGUUCACAGAAAGCGGCCCCCAAGGAAGAGAAAAAGAGAAAAGAUGUCUGGAUGGCCGACUCCACUAGUCAGCCGCCCAGUAAGAAGAGAAAAGAAUUCACUCCAUACUCCCCCAAAUAUGAGUUCAACAAAGACAAUCAUACCAUUUUCAAAGAAGUUAAGGGACGACUCUCACUUGAGAAGCCGACACCUAUGAAGGGUGAUCCUAGCAAGCGCAACCAAGGCAAGCACUGCCAUUUUCAUGAUGACGAUGGGCAUGAGACCAACGAAUGCAUUAGUCUCAAGCGUCUGCUGGAUCAGUUGGCUGAAAAGGGUGAUCUGGACUCUUAUAUCAAGAAACCUAAAGGAAAAUAG